Plasmodium adleri (nom. inval.) is the source of this 7812-nucleotide messenger RNA. RefSeq names its product conserved Plasmodium protein, unknown function. Gene Ontology annotation, molecular function: metal ion binding. The record is from RefSeq and is a predicted model, not a curated record. Bases 1 to 7812 code for a protein of 2603 amino acids. NCBI's taxonomy places the organism in Eukaryota, Apicomplexa, Aconoidasida, Haemosporida, Plasmodiidae. The transcript has a single exon.
AUGUGUACUGUUUAUAUAUAUUCCAAAAAUAUGCUUGUGGUUAAUAGUAAUAAUAAUAGUAAUAUUUAUAGUAAUAUUAAAAAUGAUAAAGUGGAUAUGUUAAUUUAUAGUUACUAUCAAUUAAUGGAUCCUUUAAGUGAUGUCGAAAGAGUAUCAUUAUGGCUUUUUUUAUUCAAUAAGAAGAGAUGUAUUAAUAAUGUUUCAUAUGAAAAUAUUACGAAAAUGUUAUUAUAUGAUGAUGAUUUAUACAUGUCAAUAUUAUAUCAUACAAAUAUAUUAUUAUAUUUUGAAAAAAAAAAAAAAUUAUUAUAUGCUAUUACAAUUUAUACUUAUGUACAUGCAAUUUAUUAUUUGUUGUUACAUAUAUUUGGAAAUGUUGUAUCAAUUUUAGAGAGCCAAAACAUUGUUCAAUUUAAUAAAGUAAUUCAUAAUAAAAAAUAUAAUGAAUAUAGUUGUAGUUAUAUAAAGUACAAUGAAAAUUCAAUAUGUGAGGAGGGUGUGAGAAAAAAAGGAAGAAAAAAAAAAAAAAAACACAAUAUAAUUACUAAACAAAUUAUAAAUAUUUAUAAAAGUAUAGGAUUUAUUGUGACACCUUAUCUGGAUAUAAGUUGUAUAAGAUAUGAAUCUUUUAAUACAUUAAGAAUAUUUAUUAUGUUGUAUUACAGUCAUAAUGAUACCAAUUUUAUGAAAAAAAAAUUCAUAUAUUAUGGAUAUCUUAAAGAAAUUGAAAAAAUGAUAGAACAUUUUAUAUACAAAUAUGAAAAUCCAAUUUUUAAAUAUUUAAAAAAAAAUAUGGUAGCUUACGUAAAAAUAUUCUGUUCUUAUCCUCUAAAUAAUAAAAGCAUACAAAAUGUUUAUAUGUUAAGAUCUAUAUGUAUAUAUAUUUUUGAACGUCAAUGUUUGAAAUUUUGUUAUUUAAAUAAUUAUAUAUUACAACGUAAUUAUUUGAAAAAGUCUGAUAAAUUUUUUUUAUCACUUCCAAAAUUAUUAAAAUAUUUGGUAUCAUUUGGGUUCCCUAAUAAAGAGUUUAAUAUUUUUAUUGACUUUUCUUCUUAUAAUUUUCAUCAUUUCUCUUUUAAUUAUAUUAUAAUAUAUUGUUACAUAUUAGUUUUUCGAAUUAUAAUAUAUUUUUUUAAAAAUAAUAUCAAGAGAAUAUGUAGGUAUAUUAAAUACUAUGCAAUGUUGGAGAGGCGUAAUAUUAUUCAUGUGUGCUAUAUAAGUUUAUAUGAUAAGAUGAAUAAAAUAUCUGAUCCUUUUAUACAGAUUUAUUCAAAUGAGUAUACACAUAUGUAUGAAUAUAUUAUAGAACAUUGUUUUAAUGUGAAACAUAUAAUAAGUUAUAAUAAGGAGUCACUAUAUAAAAAAAAUAUAAAUGACAAUAAUAAUAAUAAUAAUUAUAGUAAUAAUAAUAAUAAUGAAAAUGGAAAUAAUUACAAUCAUAAAAAUAAAAAUGAUGCAAAGGAUAUUUUAAAAUUCUGCAGUUUAAAUAGGAUCAAUUAUAAUAAUCGAAAAGAACAAGAAGACGACGACGAUGAUGAUGAUGAUAAUAAUAAAAAAAAAAAACAACCUUCAAAAUACGAAUCAGAUGAUAUACAAUUUGUUAUAGUGAAGAGAAAAAAUGUUCAGAUUAAUGAUAAUAAUCAUUUAAAAAUUAAAAAAAGAGUUAUGAAAAAAAAAAUUGAAAAAAGAAAGAAAGGUUAUAGUAUUAAUAUAGGUUGUCAAAAAUUUAAUACUCACAUAUUAAAAUUGAAAACAUAUAAUAAAAGAACAUUUUAUAUUAAUAUGAAUGAAUAUAAAAAAGUUGUAUUUAAAAAGUUAAAAUGUAUGAAUAAAAGAAUAAGUACUUAUUUCAUUAAAGACAGAAAUGGUUUUACUAAUAUGUAUAAGUCUAAUAAAAGAUAUUUUGCUCAAAUAUUAAAAAAAAAAAAAUAUGUAUAUACAUAUGAAUCAAAUAAAAAGGGUAACAAUUAUUUUUAUUUAUAUGAACAAUCGUUUAAAGAUAAAAUGUUGAGAUCAUUAUUUUAUGUUAUUAAAUAUAAAAAUCUUUGUGAUAAUUUGAUAAAUAUAAAUUAUCAAGUUUAUGACUUAUUAAAUAAAAAUGAAAAGAAAAAAAUUAAUUAUAUAGACAAUAAUAGAAAUUUGAAUCGUAUUAAUGAAUAUAAUCAAUUUUGUUUGAAUGAUUAUAAUGAUUGGGCAGCAUAUACAAAAAAUGACAUUUUAAAUUAUAUUUCUAAUUAUUUGUAUGUAUCACAUAUAUAUAACGAUUUUGAAAAGAUAAAUAAGACAUUACAAAGAAUAUUUACCUGUGAUAUGGAUACUUUUUAUAAUAAUAAUAAUAUUGAUGAAAUUAUAAAUUUGAAUAAUAGUGAUUUGCAUAAUCAAAAUAAAUAUAAUAUAUCAGAGAAAUCAUUUAAUAGUAGUAAUAUGCAUUGGUUUGGUUAUAAAAAAGGUAUGGAAGAUGAAAAGAAAUAUUAUCUAUCUUUGAAUAACGUGAUGAAUGAAAAAAUGAAUGGAUGCUACAACACAAAUAAUUAUGUUAAUUGUAUAAAUAAAGAUAUUAAAGAAACGAUGAAGGUUAAUAAAAUGAAGACAUUAAACAAAGUUGUAAUUUAUAAUAAUAAUAAUAAUGAUGAUGAUAAUAAUAAUCAUAGUGAGGUUGGUAAAAAAAAAAAAAAAAGUUUAGAAGAAAAACAAAUAUAUAUAGAUGAACAUGUGGAAGAAAAUACUAUUCAUAUAUUAAACUUACAAGAAAAGAAUUUAUGUAAAUAUUUUCAAGAAAGCCAAAUUGGAUUAAUAAAAUAUAUCGAUUGCUUACUAAAUGAUUACAUUAAAAAUAUAAAUCUCGAUAAAUAUAUCAAUAUAAUUUAUAAAGAUACAUAUAAUAAUAAUAAUAAAAUAUAUAAGGAUAAUAUGGUUGGAGCUUUUUAUAAUUUAUUUUCAUCCGUUAAGAUUGAUGAUAUGAUUAAGUGUAAUUAUGAAACAUUUCAAAUUUUAUUAAAUAAAAAAAUAGGAGAUAUAUUAAAUAUUUUAGAUGUAUUAAUAAACACCUAUAAAUCUUACGAAUAUAAUAGUAUGAAUUGUUCAUGUAAUGUGAAGGAAUAUGAAAAUGUAUUUAAUCAGAAUUAUGAGUACAAUAAUUUUUUAAAUAAUAAAUAUAAUACAGUUGGUAAUAAGGAAGUACCUAUAAGAGAAAAUCAUUUGUUGGUUAAGAAACGAACAAACGAAGAUAAUCAAAUAUAUAAAAAGAGUGAUAAGAUUAUGUAUGAAAAUGUUUGUGAUGAUAAUUGUAUGGUUAAUCGUAAGGUGUCCUCUAAUAAUAAUUGCAUAAGUAUUAUGAAUCAAAGUAAUAAUGGUGAUAGUAGGAAAUUAAAUUAUUUUAUAAAAAAUGAAAUAUAUGAUUUUGGAUGUAAUCAAAGGGCAGAAACAAAUCCGAAUAGUGAAAGAUCAUAUGGUAUAAUAUAUAAUGAAAAUGAUAUGAAAAUUAAUUUAAGAAUGUUAUUAAAAAAUGAUAUAUCGCUAUUUAAUAGAAGUAGAACUGUAAAUAGAACACACUGUGAUAGAAUUGAAAAUAAUAGUAAUGAUGAUAAUAAUAAUAUAUAUAGAGGUAGAUAUAUUAAUCAACAUAACAUUAUUAGUAACGAAUGUAUGAGACAACAUAUUAAAUAUACAAAUAUAAAUUAUAACAACAAUAUAAAUAACUACAUAAACGAAAAUGUAAGAAAGAAAAAUAUCAUUACACAGAAUAAUCCAUUGAAUUAUAAUACAAAUGAAGAAGAUAAGGAAAAGAUCAGUUAUAGUGAUAAUCAUAUACAUAUGAAGAGAACCAUGAAAAAUUAUUCACAUAGUUUGGACAUCCAUUCUACGAAUAAGGAUAAACAGUUAAAUGAUACUAACAAUUGUAAUUUUAUUAAAUGGAAAAAUGUUCUUCCAUAUUCUAAUAGUUGUAAAAAUAAAUAUGAUAAUAAAAUUGAAAUGAAUAAUUUUGAUAAUAACAUUAUAAAUAAGUAUGAAAAGAAUGAAUGUAAUUAUUGUAGUAAUAAAAUACAAGAUGAUAAAAUAUAUAAUAUAGUAGGAAAGGUUAAAUCUGAAAAUUCAAGGAAUAUACAUAAAUCAAAUAGAACAAAUAAUACUGAUAAUAUUUUAGGAUACAAUAGGGAAAAAAAAUACAUGAGUUCAUUUUGUGUAAAAAAAAAUAGCAGUAGGAGAAUAUACAAAGAUGAAAAUAAAAAUUAUCAAUAUAAAAAUGAUGAACAUAUAAAUGAUGAAUAUAUAAAUGAUGAACAUAAAAAUGAUGAAUAUAUAAAUGAUGAACAUAAAAAUGAUGAACAUAAAAAUGAUGAAUAUAUAAAUGAUUGUUUUUUAAAUAUAAAAGGAGAAAAAAAAAGUAUAUUUGAAAAUGCAUUCAAACGUAGUGACUUAAAAUUCAAAUUAAUAAAUGAAGAAAAUAUAACAAAACCAACUAACAAUGUUUAUGUUAAUAUUUCACAAAAGAAUGAUAUAGAAAAAAAAAUGGAAAAACAACGAAACUGUAAUAAUUCAUUAUUACAAUUAUCUUUAUAUGGAAUAAAUAAAAGUAACAAUAAUAAUGGUAUUAUUAUUCACAAUAAUUAUAAUAUAAACAAUAUGGAUCAUUUAAGUAGCUGUAAUAACAUACAUAGUAGUAAUAAUGUUGUAAGCACUAAUAACAUUGAUAGUAGUAAUUAUAGAAAUGAUAUGUGUCUUAACACGAAUGACAGAAUUAUAUUUCAUCAAUAUAAAAAUAGUUGUAUGAUUAAUGAUAAUGAUGAUUAUGAAAUAAAUAAUGAUUAUAAUAGUAAAAGUAUAAAUGAAUGUGAAGCAGAAGAUACUAAAGAUACCAAUGAUGUUAAAGAGAUAUCUAAUGAUGUUUUCUAUAACUAUUUGAAUGAUAUGAAUGAGAGAUUUUAUUACAAUUAUUUGGAUUAUAAUAAAUAUGAUAGUAACAAUAAUUAUCAUAAUAAUCAUAAUUGUAGUAAUAAUGUAUAUUAUAAUUAUGAUAGUAUUAUGUCUAGUGAAAAUCAAAUAUAUAAACAUAUACAAGAAUGUAAGGAUAUCAAUUUUAUAAAUGAUAUACAACUUUACAAACUUAGUACUAUUAAAAAUAAGGAUAAUAAUAUUAUUAAUGGUGAUAUAAUGCAGAGUUAUAAAAAUAAAAACAGUAAUAAUAAUUAUGAUAAAGGAAAUGUGGGAAAUUAUUAUGAUAUAAAAUUAAAAAUAAAAAAGAAUUCAAGUAAUAUGAAAAAUUUUAAUGAUAUAAUAAAAUAUGAUCAAAAUAAUGAUGAUAUAAAAGUUGUUUCAAAUAUGCCUUAUGAUUUUUUAAAAAAAAAAAGGAAUAGUACUGAAAAUACACUUUUGAUAAAUAAUCACAAUAAUAAUAGUACUGAUAAUUAUAAUAAUAAUAAUAAUAAUAAUAAUAAUUAUUAUAAUUAUAACAUAAAUAGUGAUCUUUUAUUUCAUCAACUAAAUAAUAUCAGUAAUAACAGAAAUAAUGAUAUAUCUUUAGAAAGGCGAUUAAAUGAUUUUAAAAAUUCAUUAAUAAAUAAAAAUAAAACAAAUGAAACAGGGGAAAAACAAGUUGACGUUUUGAGAAAUCUUAAAAGUAAGAUAGAUGUUUUUUCUUAUGUAGAAAAUUAUAUUUUAGAUAAAAAUAUUGAAAGGAAUAAAAAUUAUAUGAAAUUGAAAAUUAAUGAAAUUGAAGACACGAAAACGAAUAAUAAGUAUUAUAAAAAUUAUGAGAAGUGUACAAAUAAAUAUAAUUCUAAUAAUAAUAAUAAUAAUGUCAUAUUUAAUAUUGAUGGAAAUGCUUGUAAAACAUCUAAUAACAAGUCAAGAACUCUAUCAUUGCAAAACGAAAAUAUACGUGAAAAUGAAUUUUUGAAUUCUAUUAAGAUGUAUGAAAAUAUAAAUGAGAAUUAUAAUGUACUUAAACAAAAUAUAAAUAAUAUAAAAAUUAAAAAUGAACUAAGAUUCCCUGAACAAAAUAGCCAUCAUGAAAAUAAUAAUGACGUAAUUAAUAAUAAAAAUAAUGAUGAUAAUAUAUGUAAUAAUAAUAUUCAUUUAAUGAAUCAAAUAAGUAAUACAAAAGAUGAUGACUUAAAUGUUAAAAUGAUUAAUAGUAAUCAAUGCUCGUUCUCUAAUAAUAACAUAAAAGAAACAUGUAAAGAUAAAAAAAAAAUACAAGAUAUAUUACAUAUAAAUGGACAAUGUAAGCCCUGUGCCUUUUUUUACAAUAAAAACAAAGGAUGUAGAAACGGGGAUUCUUGUGAAUUCUGUCAUCAUGUAGAUCAUUCAAACUUAUCAUUAAAACAGUGGAAAAAACAACAGAAAAAAAUGAUGAAACUAGGUCUUUUAAAUAACGAAAAACAAAACAUAAUGGCAAGGAUAGACAUAACUAAUAAGGAAAAAGAAAAGAGUUGUAUUAAUAAGAAAAACAUUACUAUCAAUAAUGAAAAUUAUAUAAAAAAAAAUAAUGGUAAGUUAAAUGAGCCUAAUAAUCAUAUAGAAGAGUGUACGAGUGAAAAUAAAGAGAAUACCAUAAAUAAACAAUUGAAUAAUUAUGAUAUUUUUACAAGUCAACAGAAACUAUGUAAUGAUGUGACUAGCAUGAAUAAAAAAGAAUGUAAUAAACAAAGUGAUAAUAUUUUUAAUAAUUCAUAUAUUGAUGGAUAUAAUGUAAACAAUGUUCGGAAUAAUAAUCAUAUAAGUAAUAAUAGCAUUAUAAUUAACAAACGAAUGAUAAGUAAUAACAAAAUUGUUAUUAAUAAUCAACGUAUAAGUAAUAAAAAUAUGAUAUUUAAUAACAACAUUAUAAGUAAUAAUAUUAUUAUGUAUAAUAAAAAGAAAAGUAGCAACAGCAGUAGUAGUAGUGGUAUCAAUGCAAUACAUCGAAACAAAAGUACUAAUAAUUUUAUAAGUAGUAAUAUCUUGAGAAACAUGACUAAUAAAAAAAUAGACUUCAAAAAUAAUAUGAUUUUUAAAAAAAUGUCCACAAAUAAUUGUGAAAUGAAAAACCUUAAUCCUUGUUCUCUUUUGUCAAAUGCAUCUGAAAAUGGUUCCUACAAAACAAAUGAUUUUCUAAACGAAAAUGAAAAAUAUAAAACUAAAGAUAAUGAUAAUCAUAAAUAUAGUGACAAUAAAAGGGGGAAUAAUAUAUUGAAAAGUCAUAAUAUUAAACAUAAUAAUAUUAAUAAUAUAAAUGUAUUACAUAAUGAUAAUAAGUUUUAUAAUAUUCACACAAAUAAUCAUAUAAGCGAUUUAAAAUAUGUAGAUAGAAAUAUUACGAAUGAUAGGUUCCAAAAAAAUAUCAUAUUAAAAAAUAAAACAAAUGAAAAAGAUCCUAUAAGACAAAUAAAGAAUACCAAUAUUGAGGAGGAAAAUAAAAAAUAUCUUCUUCCUUUUAAUCAUAAUGAAAUAUAUUUAGGAGAGGACAAUAAAAUAAAGAGUGAAAAUAAUGAGACAGAAAAUAAUGCUACACUACAAACAAAAAUUAUAUAUAACAUUGAAAAAAAUCUUUUAGAAAAUAGACAUUUAAAUUUUAAUAAGAGUCAUAAUUAUAACAGUAUGAUAAAUAAUAUGAGUCCUUUAAAUAUGAAUAAUGUUUGUCAUGAUAAAAUGAAAAUAAUGAGCAGGACUAAGGACAUAGAAAAAAAUAUUAUAAAAGAAACAAACUUAUUUCCUAAAUUUAUAAGAAGAAAUAAUAAAAUUGCUGAAGAUUUUAUAAAUGUUACUGAUAAUAAAAGUACACGUGAUAUUACAUGUAUUAAUGAUAUAUUAAAGCGGGAACCUUUAAAAUAA